Seminavis robusta is the source of this 390-nucleotide messenger RNA. Lineage: Eukaryota; Bacillariophyta; Bacillariophyceae; Naviculales; Naviculaceae. The record is from the annotation of a GenBank genome assembly.
AUGGUCGGGAAGCGUUGGUUCACGGACUUCCUUACAACCCACCAGGUCGAAGACCGUGGUCUGAGCGGACUCGACAUCGAGACCAAAAUUGGAGGUUGCUCCGCGCUCAUUUCCAAGCUAGUGGCUUUCAUGAAAGACACUGUAUACAAGACCCGUAUCCCUUCUGUCACGAAACGUCGAACUGGUCUCCAGCAUUUCAUGCGCAUGGGAGUUCAACUUUGGAGUCUCACUAUUGACGAACAGCGCAAGGUGCUCUCCCAGGAGGACGCCACGUGCUACGCCGCCUCGGACAGUGACUAUGAAUGGAAAGACCCUGAGCAGCCAUUCAUUGAAGUUGACGACGACAGUGACGAAGAAGAGGAGCAGGACGAGGGCGAGAACGAGACUUAA